This is a messenger RNA of Fonticula alba, 3232 nucleotides long. RefSeq lists its product as hypothetical. Lineage: Eukaryota; Rotosphaerida; Fonticulaceae. The record is from RefSeq and is a predicted model, not a curated record. The transcript is spliced from 6 exons. Bases 79 to 3075 code for a protein of 998 amino acids.
CCCCCCCCCAACGCCACCCUUCCCUCUCCCCUUGCCUACAUCCCCCGCUACGGGCCGCCUCGCGCACUGGACGCCGCGAUGGCUUUCGCUCCGCCAGGCGAUCGCCCGGGCGACGAGCGGCCGAGCCUUUCGGUAACCAUCCCCUCAACUCGGGGGCCCCUCUCGCCGGGGCCGGUGCAUCCGAGUGAGGCCUCGCACUUGCGGCCGAUGCGUCGAUCUCUUGGGCCACGCUCGAUCAGUCUCCCCUCUUCGGCCCGGGUCCCGGGGACUCCACUGUCCGCCAGGCCUAGUGCGGGCUCCGCCACGGGCGAGCGCUCAUCUGAAGAGCCCCCUGCCCAUGGUGUGCAGGUGGUGGUUGAGGAGCGCGAUCGGUGGCGCCGGACACACCCCCUGACGCCAAUCCCCUUCCUGGCCCUGCAACUGAUCACCAUCUUCAUGUGGCAUGGCGUGCAGUGGAUUUUCCGCCUCUUGCACAUGCUGGUCUUCGUGCUGCUGCUUUUCCCGGCCUUCCUGCCUGUAUUCUACCUGUACCUGACGGCACCUCGUCGGGCCAUCCGACGGAAUGUGGUCUAUGGCGACCAGGCUCGAAAUGCCUUGGACAUCUACGUGCCCCGGGAGCUGGAGCACUUCUGCUGUACCAAGCCUGGCGAUGAGACGGAUGCUUGCUCCGAAACGGAUGGCUGCCCCGCAGCCGCACAUGCCGAUGCCACCGCCGCCGCCGCGCAUGUCCCCCAAUCCUACUAUUCCUGCCUCGGAUCCGCUUGCGAGUGUGGCCGUGCGAAGUCCGAUAGUGUGGCCGGCCCCUCGGCUUUGCGUCCAGUGUUUAUCUUCGCCACCGGUGGCGUCUGGCUCAUUGGCUACAAGGCCUGGGGCGCCUUCCUGGCCAGUGUGCUUGCCUCGCACGGGGUGGUGUGCGUUCUGCCGGAUUACCGGAACUUCCCGCAGGCCUCCUCCGUCUCGGCCAUGGUGGCCGAUGUCAGCCGGGCGGUGGGCUGGACCUGCCGGCACAUUCACCGCUUCGGUGGCGACGCCAGCCGCAUCACGCUGGCAGGCCAGUCGGCCGGGGCACACAUCACCGCCAUGAUGCUCGUAGCCAAGAUCCUGGCCGAGGGUGGUGCCCUGGAUGAGUUCGCCGAGCAGGCCACCGCGGCCAAGACCUCCUCGGGGGCCAGCACAGCCUCCCCCUCGACGCCCGCCUCUCGGGCCCCCGGCGCUCGUCGGGCAUCCAUCCCCGGGCCCGGGUCCAUCUCUUCCAGUCCCGAGGUGUCAGCGGCCGACACCGCGGCCGGCCUACUUGCCUCGAUGGACUCCCUGCUGACCGCCUCGCCCUCGACGGCCGUCGGGCUGCUGGACUUGCGCCGGUCGCUUCGGCCGCGCGAGGGUGACAAGCUGAGUUCCUUCGAGCUGCUCAGCCUCACCUACCUGGGGCCGCUGAUUGCCACCGUGGGGGCGCACUCCUGGUCGGUGGCCAACAUCCGCUCGACCAUUCUCGUCAGUGGCCCGUUCGAUUUGAUUGCCGUGGCGCCGGAGUUCCACGCGCAUGGCCUCUACCGGCCGAUCCUCCGGAUGAUCAUGUCCGCCUGGCCUGGAGACUUCUCCUCCACCGACGAGACCGCGACCGCCGCAGCCACAUCCUUCCGUGCCCUGUUGAACCGUGUCCUGGGAGACCAGUCCCCUUAUGCCGGAUUCCCGGGCGAUGCUCCCAUCCCUGCCGCCCCGGCCAAAGGCUCAACCCCGGCGCUGGAGCCCCACGGACCACUGAAGUCCUUCAUCCCGGACUCGUCAUUGAACCUGCUGGCCAUCUACUCGCCAUCCCGCCUGCUACGAAUGCCAGUCUUCUGCCGGGCAGCCAUCCGAGUGGUCCGCCUGGCAGCCUCUCGAGGGUGUCCUUGCGGCGAGGGCCCCCCCUCCCCGCGUCCUGUCCGAUCCCUCGGCCAUUCGCUCCCGGCCAUUCUCAUCCAACAUGGGACCAACGACUCGGCGGUGCCCUUUUUCUCCUCGCUGGACAUGCACGCGGCCAUGGUGUCCGCCGGUUUCCGCGCCCGGCUCCAGCUCUAUGACGGCCAAACGCACACCGACCCGCUGAUCGAGACGACUUCCCAUCCGCAAUCCUGCGCGCCUGACCAGCGCCCGGUCAAGCACAUGGUCCAGUUCUUGUAUGAAACAAGUGCCGUGCCGCCGGCCGAGCCGUGCACGAUCUGCCUCACUCGGUCGGAGUCGACCAUUCUCCUGUCAGACGAGUCGGUGCAGCCAUCGCUGGCGCCAUCGAGCCUGGACCUCGGCAGCGUGGCCACCGAGCCUGGACCCCUGUCAAGGCAUCCGAUCAACCUGGCCACCGAUCACUUGGAGGACUGGGUGUUCGACCUCGGACAGGAGACACGCAGUCGGGCGAUCCGGCGGCCGGACGGCCGCCGUGCUCCAAAGAACGCCCUCUUGGUGCCGGUCUCGGAGCGUGCAGAGGACUCACUCGAGCCCGGCAGCUCGGACAUCGACGACGCCUUUGAGCUGGUGUCUUCCACGGCCGGCAGUGACUCCGACUUUUUGAUGUCUCUCCCGGAGUCCGAGGCGCACAUCCUGGCCCGAACGGGAUCCCCGGCGUCGGUCAGCGCCACCGAUGAAUCCUCCCCCACUCUGGGGGUCGUCGACUUGCUGGGCUCCGGUGAGGAGGCUGGCCAUCCUGGCCUUGACACGGCCGAUGGCCGUUCGCGGAUUUCCCUGGCCCAAUCGCCGGGUUUCCCAUUGGUCGAGACCGACCGGCUGGCGGGGCACCCGCGCUCGUCCACAUCCCGCGGCCCGAUGUCCAAUGUCGAGGGCAGCCCCCUUGGCGUGGCUGAGGAUUCCGGCUUCCACUCGGACAUGUCGACCGCCGCUUUGGUGUCCUCCAUCCCGCCAGUGGUUGGCCCCGACGCUGCCAUCGUCGUCGCUCGGACUUUGGCCAAGCCUGCCCUUACUCUCCCCCCAAUGGGCAAGGCAUAUCCCCUGUCGGGACCCGGGACCUCGGUGUAUCCCUUCAUCCUGGAAUUGCCGAUUCCCUUCUGGUGCAUCCGCUUCUGCCAGGCCUUUAACCCCUUCUGAGGGGCCCGUCUUGUAGCCCACAUAGAUUGAUCCGGCGCUGCCCGAACGAGGGCAUUCCCAGCGGAAAGCGCCGAUCCAAACAACAACGACAGCAUUUGCGUAAGUAUACUUGUAUGCAUGUGUGUGCUUGUGUGCUUGUGGCUCUGUGUCUUUUUUC